AUGUCAGAAUAUUUGCCCAUAUGGAAGGGAAUCGAGCUGGGUUCACGCUUCAAGGUAGAAGCUUUUCUCGGUGAAGGCAGUUUCGGCAAGGUUGCCCAAUGCCUAGAUGUCGUUACUGACACCAAGGUGGCCAUAAAAGUCACUAAAGACAAACCUCAUCUAACCAAGCAAGCUCUGGAAGAGAUUAAAAUCCUCCAAGAGCUGAGAGCUCUCGAUGCCGACAGAUGUAACCUGGUCAAGUGGGACGGAUUCUUCCUGCAUGAGCAGUUGAUCUGUCUAAGGUUCGAGCUGCUGGAUAUGAGCCUCUUUGAUUACAUGGAGCAGAGAGAUUUUCUGCCCAUGGACAUGAACCAGGUCCGUCCAGUCCUCCACCAGCUGACCACAGCACUUCUCCACCUGGAGACCCUGAAGCUAAUCCACGCCGACUUAAAACCUGACAAUGUCAUGGUGGUUGAUUGUCGGCAGGAGACGCUGAAGGUGAAGAUCAUAGAUUUUGGGCUGGCUCGCCAUGCCGCUGAUGUCAUCCCAGGAUCCUGCACCCAGGCUCUGUUGUACAGAGCUCCAGAAGUCAUGCUGGGCCUGGACUACGCAGAGCAGAUUGACAUGUGGUCACUGGGUCUGAUAACCAUGGACAUCACACUGGGCUUCCAGCUGUUCCCCGGGUCCCACCACUAUGACAUGCUGAAAUUCAUUGUGGACACGCUGGGUCCAAUACCAGAUUACCUCUUGAACUGCGGACAAUAUAGUACCCAUUUCUUUAACAUCGUGGGCACCUUCAAUGAACAAACCUGGGAACUUAAGACCCCUGAGGAGUUCGCCAGGAUUACUGGACACCAGUUUGUUGACAACAGAGAGUUUGAGCUCCAGUCUCUGGAUGUCUUGGAGGAGAUGAUGACUUUCACCGACGAGGCCGCCCGCAUCCAGAUGAGAAACCUCUUAGACCUCGUAAAACAAAUGCUGCACGUGGACAAGAAUGAAAGGAUCAUUCCAAAGAAAGUCCUGCAGCAUCCUUUCUUUGUAGAGCAGCACAGCAGCCAGGUGACAGCAGACGUGAAGUCAACGGUCGCUGAACCUGAACCAUCUUACGAGGAAAUCGAUGCUGAAAGUGUCUCAGCCUUACUGAUCGACUUCGAGCCUGAGGUCAAGACCAAAAAGAGAGGUGGUCGGGUGAAGAGGUUCUUUAAGAGAAUGAAGAAAGCGGUGGUGUCCUUCUUCCACCAUGCUGGCUAA
Messenger RNA from Scomber japonicus (chub mackerel), 1230 nucleotides. Its product is annotated as homeodomain-interacting protein kinase 1-like. Gene Ontology annotation, biological process: peptidyl-serine phosphorylation; peptidyl-threonine phosphorylation. NCBI's taxonomy places the organism in Eukaryota, Metazoa, Chordata, Actinopteri, Scombriformes, Scombridae. Bases 1 to 1230 code for a protein of 409 amino acids. Gene Ontology annotation, cellular component: nucleus; cytoplasm. Gene Ontology annotation, molecular function: protein serine/threonine kinase activity; protein tyrosine kinase activity; ATP binding. The record is from RefSeq and is a predicted model, not a curated record. The transcript is spliced from 9 exons.